Molecule: messenger RNA, 5515 nt
Organism: Danio rerio (zebrafish)
Lineage: Eukaryota; Metazoa; Chordata; Actinopteri; Cypriniformes; Danionidae
Gene: tsc1b
Product: TSC complex subunit 1b
Biological process (GO): protein folding
Source: RefSeq, marked validated
GGCGGCGCCCUGUGGAGUGCAGUUUCUCUAACAGUGGUGCCUGGGGACUGUUUCGACGGGAGGCCCAGGGACCCCUCCAGGCUGGACAGGACACGGGACGCUGUGAGCGUGACGUCUGAGAGACUGUUUAAGAGACCCUCCACACCGUCAUGUCCAGGGAACAGCUGAACGUGGGGGAUCUUCUUCCCCUGUUGGAGACCUCUGACCUCCGCCAGCUGAACGAGAUCAAGGGCCUUAUUAAUGAACACCUCAACACAGAUCGAGGGUCCGUGCUGCUGAAUGGUUUGGUGGAUUAUUUCCUGGAGACCAACUCUGCCCAGACAGUGCACAUCCUGUCUUCAGUGAGGGAGCCACAUGAUAAGCACCUUUUUGAUAAAAUGAAUGAAUGCAUGGCUAAAGCCCCCUGUCGCCUGCCCACCCUCACUCUCCUGGGGCAUGUUGUCCGUAAGCAGCCAUCUUGGAUCCACAAGAUCGCGCACUAUCCGCUGCUGCUAUCUCUCCUCAAAUGCCUCAAGACAGACACAGAUGUUGUGGUUCUGAUAACUGGAGUCCUGGUGCUCAUCACACUUUUACCCAUGAUUCCUCAAGCUGGCAAGCAACAUCUCUAUGAGUUUUUUGAUAUCUUUGGACGUCUGGCGUCUUGGAACCUAAGAAACCCAGGACAUGUACCAGAGGUUUAUCUCAUCCAUCUGCACGCAAGCGUUUAUUCACUUUUCCACCGGCUGUAUGGGAUGUACCCCUGCAAUUUUGUUUCAUACCUUCGCUCCCAUUACAGUAUGAAGGAGAACAUGGAUACUUUUGAGGAGGUGGUCAAGCCCAUGCUUGAACAUGUCAGAAUACAUCCUGAAUUAGUGACCGGAACCAAGGACCAAGAGCUUGACCCCAGCCGGUGGAAGAGAUUCGAAAUCCACGAUAUAGUUAUCGAGUGUGCCAAAGUCUCUCUGGACCCAAAAGAGGCGUCCUGUGAAGAGGGCUAUGCCAGCAUGCCUGAGCAUUUCUGUGCUCAUCUACAACAACGUCCGGCUGAUUGCACUGCCAGUCCGUAUGGUGACUUCCACAGUAGCUACGGAAGUUCUUCUUCGACUCAUUUCUCCACCCCUCGUCAGCCUGUCGUCCCUCCCUUGGCCUUGUCCUCUAUCUCAGGGACUCAGCCCCCCUACCGCAGCCCCACUGGAACCCGUCGGCAGAACUCCAGCUGUGAAUUUAAUGCCACAUAUGGGGUUAAGGAUUCUCUCUGGAGCCCCUCCUCCCAGUGUGGGAUGGCCACUCCCCCUUCCUCCCGUGGGAUGUCACCAAACCCGGAACUGUCCCAGAGUGCCUCUCACCUACCGAGCCGCCUCUACAGCACACCUGCAGGUGGAAAAGGCACCCCGUCCUCCAGCACGCCUGCAGCUGCAACACCUCCUCCUAGUCUAUCAGAUGAGUAUCCCCCUGUAUCGACGCCACGCAGCACCGCCAGCCCACCAUGCAAGGAUGGUAGACCUUUAGACCAUAUUAAACCGGUCUUGGUCAGACAAGAGCAACUCAGAGAGUCUGAAAAAACUGGGCCUGAAACGAUGAAUCACAGAGAUGGCAGAGGUGAAAACAUGCCCAUGACCCUGACUGAGCUCUCUGUGUACAUGAAGGAGCAAGAACAACUGAGGAUCGAGAAGGAGAGGGAGGAUGCUGCCAUCACAGAGGAGCUCCUGAAGUUAACCGAGGAGAAGCGGGAUCUAGCCGGCCUCCGUGGCUUCGACUCUCCAUUCUUCAGCACUACAGAGACCCUGACUGGAGCACAACAGAAACCCCUGCCCUCCUCUAUUCUUCACAACACCAUCUCCACCCCUGACAAAACUGAAAUAACACCCAGUGACAAAGGAAGAGUCAGCAGAGGCCCAUCCCAAGAGCAACCCUGGUCCUUCCAGCCAGUGUUCAUGCCCAUCGAACACCCGACGCACAGCCUCCUUCAUCGGAGCCCGUCAGCACCAGAUGACGAGGCCUUAAAAUUUGGCUUGUGUUCCCCGAGCCCAUGCAAACCUCCACCCAUGCCAUACGAGGCUCUGUUUGACAUGGCUCUGCCUCGGGCUGCCUCUCUUUUUGUGGGAAGGAAGACUUCAGAGAUUGUGCAGCGAGUGGCGAUGGAGAGGUUUCAGAGAGGGGAUUCUGGCAGGCAAGGGGAGGACGAGGGUGUGGAGGGGGUCGCCUCUGCUUCGCCUCUGGAGGUGCUGGAUCGCCUCGUGCAGCAGGGUGGAGACGCCCAUGACAAAGUGCUAAAGAGACUGCCCCUGCCAAGCAAGUCAGCUGACUGGACACACUUUGGAGGUUCAGCUCCUCUGGAUGAGUUGCACACACUGCGCAGUCAGCUUCUGCUUCUACACAACCAGCUCCUGUAUGAGCGCUAUAAGCGAGAGCAGCACGCCGUUCGCAACCGACGUCUGCUUAGGCGAAUCAUCAACGCCACUGCACUCGAGGAGCAGAAUAAUGCUAUGAAGGACCAGCUGAACCUGCAAAGUGUGGACAUCUUGUCUUUGAGAGAGAGCCUUCAGGUGGAGCAGCAGAGAUACCGGCAGCUCUGGGACGACCGAGAGACUGUAGUUACACGCCUGCACAGCCAGAUACGACAACUGCAGCAAGCCAGGGAUGACUACUACACUAAAAACCAGGAGUUACAGAGCAAGCUUCAAGAAUGCCAGAAGCGAAUAGGAGAGAUGGAGGCGGAGCUUCAGAAGGCCAAUAAUGAGGUGUGCCACACAGGACACCUGCUGAACCAGCUUACUGCCAAGUUGUCCUCUAGUGAAAGUAUUCAGCAGCAGUUGAGUUUUCUGAAUAAGCAGCUGUUGCUGUUGGGAGAAGCCCAUAAACUGUGUGUUCAGGAGCUUCAUCAGGCUGGACCGGAUACUAGCAAGGAGGUGCAGAUGUUGCAGACGUCUUGGGGGAAGGAGACGGAGCGUCUGAAACAGAAUCUGUUACUUCAGAGCCAAAAGCUGGACGCGGCUCAGCAGAGAGUGGCGGAGCUGGAGACUCAGCUCUCUAAGAAGGAGCACCUGAUCGCAGAACAAAAGAAGUUUUUGGAAGAUGUCAAGGCUCAGGCUAAAGGGGAGCUGCAAGCUUCUGAGAGCAGGUAUCAGGCACAGAGGAGAGUGACUCUGGCUCUGCAGACUGAGCUUCUGCAGCUCUAUAGCAGGCUGGAAACAGAAGAUUCUUCUGCUGCUGAUUCGGCCUUACAGGCAGAGGGUGUUACUGAGCCUUGCAUUACCACUGAGCCCAGUGUCAUAGUAGUCGGCGGUGCCAUCAAAACAGCCACAAAAGAGGACGGAAAGCCACAUCAGUCUCCACGUGGCUAUGGCAGCACUUUAUCACCAGGCCAUCCCAAAGCCAGCUCUUCUCCGGACAACUCGGUGAACGGCAAUCGAGACACUCCCCCGCCUGUCCUGGUGGAACCACCCCCUCACCGUCCCCAUUCCCCCCUGGGACCCCCUGGACCCCUGGUGUCGUCUGACACCCCACUCACCGUAGGCUCCUACCCCAGCGCCAAGAGCUUUCUGGGCAUGCGGGCACGAGAGUUAUUCCGCAACAAAAGCGAAAGCCAGUGUGACGAGGAAGAAACUCCGCCUCCUCGUCUAACUGGCCUAUCACAGGGCCUGAAAACUGAGCUCUGCACAGAGACGACAGCAAAGCGUCCGUCCGUCUCCACCACCGCACAAAGCGUCACGCUUAUCACAUCUGGUAAAGAGUCCCAACCCGACGCACAGAGAGCCAAAAAACAAGACACGUUAGGUUCAAGAUGCCCAGAGCGACCCAGGCAGCAACCGUUGAGAAUCAUGGACUAUAACGAAAGUCGUCAUGAGCAUAGCUAAAGUUAUGGAAAACGGCGAGAGAGAGAAUGAAGAAAUGUGCGGAUUUAGAUUCAUAGAGCGUAAGGCAAGACUCUUUCAAUCUUCAGUGUUAUCUGUCCCAUUUCCACAAGCCGACAACAGGAUUUGGAGCCAAUAUAUUAGUCAAACCCUCACUAAAACCGGACAAGUGGAAGGAAUGGACUAAUGUGUUGUGUAAAGAGGUGUUUUUUUUAAGUAACUCCACUGCUUUCUUUAUCAGAAGUGUCUCCGCUGCAUCUUUUAUUUUAUUUAGCUAAUUUAUCUGCUCCAUUUUACCAAGUAACUGUUACAGCUUUACAUUUAGUGUGUUUAGAAGCAAUAUAAGUCCAUUCAGUCUUAGGAAAGGUUCAAAACUUCAACCUUCACAACUCACCUGCGCAGAGCAAGAACAGAAGUGUUUGCUUGGAUACCAGGAGUAGGAGGUUUGAUGGUCAUCUUAUGCCAAGCAGAAGUCAGUGUUUCUUUAAAAACCUUUUAAACAUGUCAAGUGCAUUUUCAUGAGCUCAAACUAUGUUUAUCUUUAUUGUGUUACUGUAUGUAUGAGUGUGUGUAUGUGUGUGAUGUAUGUUUGUGUCCGAGUUGAAAGCGAUGACCUGUAUCCCAGAUUUAUUUCUGGGUUAAAUUGCACUCAUUUCUUACUCAUUUACAGAAAAAAAGAAAAUCUACAGUAGUCUUGGAUUAUACUAAAUCGGGAGAAAUAAAUGAGAGGAAGCCAAAAGAGAGGAAGGUUAGACAUGUUUUUUAAAUUAUUUAUUUUUUUGUCUUCUCCUCAUUUCUAGCUUUUUAAUUAUUACCAGUCACUCGCCAGGGCUUUUAAAACUUACCAAAACAUCAUAAUCCUAAACAACGGCUGCAAAUUUGUGAUCACUACCCACAAAAACCUAAUCUGUAAUCUCAGAAAGAAACUCUAGUGGCCAUUUUGAAGUCCUAUUCUAACAUUCGAUUCAAAUGAAGUACUUCGCUUUGACGAUACUAACCUUCAAUCUAAAUCUAAGUCAUUAUAUUCGCUUGGAUAAUUGAUAAUAGUAUGAAUGAUCUGCCGUUUACCCUCUCACUUUAGAGUAUAUUAUUACUUAUUUUGCUUUCUGAGUGCCAAAUACUCAAUCCGUAACACGAUAAUAGUAUUCUGUAGAACUUAAAUGUAUUGGUUUCCGUUGUAUUAUUCACUCGACUGUUCUUAUGCUACCACAUAUCAAUUUGAGGGGGUAAAUACAAGAUCUGUACAUUGAUAAUUGGUUGUGAGCUGUACGAUACCAAGUUGGCGAUUUUUGGCCAUACCAAGUAGGCGAUAUUGAGUGGCCAUGUUAAUCGUCAUUUAGGAAUUGCGGACAUGGUGGUUAUAAAACUGUACCCAAAUCCUGUUGUCCCCUCAGUCUCUGCUGUUCCUUCUGCCUUGCUAUCUAGAGCAUGUACAACAAUCCUCUUUUAAUGCCAACGACAGGAACCACGACGUAACAAGACACAAGGUACAAUCAUCGUGAAAGGAAAAGAACGUUUGAAUUUGAGCUCCUUUGCUGGAGGUGAAAGUUCUGGGGUUUGUCGAGGGAUAAAAAAAAAAAAAAAACGAAAGGCCGGGUCGAGUGGAAAAUGUUCUUAAAAGCAGUUGCUUGUGUUAACUGUGAAUGACAAAAAUAAAAUCGUCUUCAAUGUUUUGCACUACA